Molecule: messenger RNA, 4734 nt
Organism: Gymnodraco acuticeps
Lineage: Eukaryota; Metazoa; Chordata; Actinopteri; Perciformes; Bathydraconidae
Gene: dync1li2
Product: dynein, cytoplasmic 1, light intermediate chain 2
Exons: 13
Coding region: 74-1552 (492 amino acids)
Biological process (GO): microtubule-based movement; microtubule cytoskeleton organization
Cellular component (GO): cytoplasmic dynein complex; centrosome
Molecular function (GO): dynein heavy chain binding
Source: RefSeq, a predicted model, not a curated record
GUUACUUGGAUGAAGGCGGUGCUAGUGGUGGCCAAGCAGUAGGGCCUUGCCUUUGUGGUUGUAGAAAGAGAAGAUGGCUCCCGUUCUGGAGAAACAGCUCCCGGGCGCAGCCGACAAUAACAACGAAGAUGAAGAAGGACAAAACCUUUGGACCGAAAUUCUGAGUGAAGUUUCUACUACAUCAAGUUCAAAGUUGCCAUCAGGGAAAAAUAUCCUGUUAUUUGGCGAAGAUGGAUCCGGAAAAACAGCACUUAUGGCCAAACUUCAAGGAACUGAUCACAACAAGAGAGGGAGAGGACUGGAGUAUCUGUACCUAAAUGUCCAUGACGAGGACAGAGAUGACCUUACUCGCUGUAGCGUGUGGAUCCUGGAUGGAGACCUAUACCACAAAGGCCUACUCAAGUUUGCUGUCUCUCCUCAGUCUCUACCUAACUGUCUAGCUGUGUUUGUUGCGGACAUGUCACGGCCCUGGACCAUUAUGGAGUCUUUGCAGAAAUGGGCCAGUGUGCUACGUGACCAUGUGGACAAACUCAAGAUCCCACCAGAGGACAUUAGAGAAAUGGAGCAGAACAUGGUGAAAGCGUUCCAAGAGUACACAGAACCAGAGGAUGCCGCCCAGUCCUCCCCACAGAGACGGGCCCCCACAGCAGGGGAAGACGAGGCCGUUGUGCUCCCACUGGGAGAGAGCACACUCACACACAACCUGGGCAUUCCAGUGCUAAUAGUUUGCACAAAGUGUGACGCAGUCGGCGUUCUAGAGAAAGAGCACGAUUUCAGAGAUGAGCACUUUGAUUUCAUCCAGUCCAACGUCAGGCGAUUUUGCUUACAGUAUGGAGCUGGCCUGAUCUAUACUUCCGUCAAAGAGGAGAAGAACCUGGAUCUGCUUUACAAAUAUAUAGUGCAUAAGAUGUAUGACUUCAAGUUCACCUCACCAGCCUUAGUGGUAGAGAAGGAUGCAGUGUUCAUUCCAUGUGGAUGGGAUAAUGAGAAGAAAAUUGCGAUUUUGCAUGAAAACCUAACAACAGUCAGACCAGACGAUCCAUUUGAAGAUUUUAUCACAAUGCCUCCAGUACGAAAGCUGGUACAUGACAAAGAGAUUAAUGCAGAGGAUGAGCAGGUUUUCCUAAUGAAGCAACAGUCUUUGUUAUCAAAGCAGCCCGCCACACCAACCAGAGGAGCAACAGAGUCUCCGGGCAGGACCACCUCGGGGUCUCCCCGACCUGCAGGCCGCGCCGGCCAACCCAACAUGACCAGCAGCUCACCAAUGGCUGCUGUCAAAAAGCCAGACCCCAACAUGAAAGCGGGGGCGGCCAAUGAGGGAGUGCUGGCUAACUUCUUCAACAGUCUGCUGAGUAAAAAGACCGGAUCCCCAGGAAGCCCCGGGAGUCCGGGAAGUGGAGCCGUUGGAGCUGGAGUGCAAGGGUCCGCCAAGAAAACAGGGCAGAAGCCGGGUUUGACUGACGUCCAGGCGGAGUUGGACCGGAUGACUCGCAAACAGGACUCCAUGGUUUCAGCUAACAACGUACCGCCGCCGACAGGGAACGAAGCGUGAAGGCAACAAAAACAGUUGCGUUAAUACUCUGGAAUUAUACAUGUACAUGUGAGCAUAAAAAAUUGACCAAAUUCCCAAUGUCUAUAUCAGUCAGCACACAGUGGUUUCACCAAAAGGAGUUUCAGAUGCUAUCAGAUAUGUUGGUGUUCUGGUGGGAUGGGAAGAGAGACACAACAGAGAUGAAGCUGUUGCUUAUAGGUGCUACACGCUAAAGGCGUGGCUUUAUUUCUGUCCUCUCUUCCACUGUAAAUGUAAUUUUGUGAGGGAUGUUGGUUUAUUGAAAUGUGUGCACACCCCCAGGCAGCCAGCUCGAUGCGCUGGGCUGCAGGCCCCCCAGUUUCUGGGGUUAACUCCCUCUCCUCAUGGGAUUAAAGAGUGGAAAUCUACCGGUCAUGUGGCCUCUGGGUCAGCUUAUCUCAUGGAAGAAAUUUGGUCACGAUUGGAAAGGUAUUUCAACUUUACAUUUAGAAAAAAUAUUAGAAUACUUGCAAACAUAUGUAUGUACAACAUAUUGGAUAUGAUACUGAUGUAUUUUAUUUUGUGCACCAUUAACCGGUUUAAAGAAAAAAUGUGUCUGUAUCGCAAAACAUGUUAAAAUGCCACUGACGUCAUGACACUAAUUUGACAAGUCCAGAUAGCUGAAAGCAUAUCAUAUAAUUUUCCCUAAUAAUCUCGAAGAAUUCUGUAAAUAUAUAUACAAAAAAAUCUAUUCAGGUUAACUUUGAUUUUGUAUAAAAAUGCAAUUCUGUCAACAUUUUAAAAAAUAGCUUCUUUGGCUAAAUGAGAAUGGGAUUUGAUGAGUUUAGAGGUUGCGAUGGAACCACUUAUUUUGCUACAGGUGUGUAUAUUUGGGGAUUGGGUUAGGCGGCAUCUUUCCUACUAUAACUCCUAAGUGCCUCGCACAGUUAGCUGUUUGUUUCAUAGUAGAAAUGCUUGUCUUCGUAAGAGGAAAUGCACUGUAGCACCAUCGGUUAAAAGGUUUUUGUCCAUUUUUUGACAUCCAAAUAAUUUAUUUCGUUUUACAUUUUUGUUAAUGUACAAUAAGCCUGUGGUCUGUUAUUUUUCAGAAACUAGAUUUCUGUGGCCUACUUGAUGGUAUUCAAUAGAGCAUUAGAUUGAAUGCCUUAAUGAAAACUGUAAAGGCUGCUCAUAUUUAGAAGGAACCACACAACAACACUCACUGUGGUGGAAACCACUCGCUUUGCAGCCAAAAGACAAACAAUGAAUUGCUGUGGUGUGAUCAAAAUGACGUAUAGUAUCAUACAGUGUCUGACAGCACUCUCCUCCUUUGGGUUCGCAUGUUUUAUUCACACUGUACUUUGCAUAUCUGUUAAACAUUCCCCGUUUUCACAUGGAAUAGCUGUAGAAACACAUCCCAGUAGUGAAACCCGUUUGUCCGUCUCCUUCAGUGCCCUGUUUAAAAUAACAACCUUUGCCUUCACUGUACAGCUAACAGUUUGUCACAACGGCCACCUUGCCUUCACAGGAAUGCUCCUAAUACUUGUGUGUCCUUAAGGGGUUGCUCAACUGUGUCCAGACAUUUUUUCUUUUUUUAAUAUAAAAUGAUUAUACUGUACCAUAUCAAAUAAUCUGUACAACUAUUUAUGGUUUCAGGUCACCAUAAUCUAAUUAAAAUGAAGUGUACAUCAUCAUUAAGUCUGUAUGCAAGGCCCUACUUAAUCUUAUGAAUAGUGUUCAUCGAAAGCCUACAUUGAGCACUAUGUCUACAUUGGCCUACACUGAAAGGCAAGCAGAGGAGUGCUGUUAUAUGCUAUAAAAAGAUUGGGAUGUGGAACCAAAGAUGCAUUUUAGUCAAGUUGUUCUGCUUUUAAAGUUGGUAAUAGUCCUUAAGAUUAACCAGUGGAUGCUUUCUCGUCCCACUCUUGCCUAUAAUCCUAAACUUCAGACCUGAAUAUGAAUUCUUGUUUUCAUAACAUCCUAAUGGUAGAAAAUGCCUUACUCCAUUCAACCAUAACCGUGGUUUCAUUGUUCAAUAUACUAUGCCAUAAUUAUGGACAGUCGAUUAUGGUACAUUCUCUAAACUGGUCUACAAAUGCAAUGCAAUUGCCACAAGACCAUACUGGUGUACAGUAUACUUUAUGCAUGAUUUGAUUUAAAAUGAUACUACACAACUUUUCUGGAUUUAUUUUUGAUUAAAAUUAAGCUCUUCUUGUUUUGUUUUUUUGUGACUGUGGAAUGUUCAAGCCUGUGGCCGAAGCACAAUUUAAUAACAGCCAGGAGAAGUACGGCCACAUGUAAUAAGCACUUUUCCUUGGACACUUGUAUCAAUUCCCUAUUCCUACAGUUAAAUAAAGAAUGCAUAUCACUUUUGUUUUUGCUUUGCCCUUUUAGAAUAUUUAGUAAUGAAACUAGAAGCUAAUCUCCCGAGUAAAACUGCAUUAUUUAUCUGCAUUUGCUGCUUAAGUUAUGGAAGGUGCCCCUUGUGGUUACUAUGGAAUAACUGCUUUCUACUGGUGAUUCUUUUCUUUUUUAAUAUAAUAAAUCCUUUAAAAUCAUUGAUAUUACACCUGUGAUAGGGGCAUAUUUUGGGGAUCUUGCAAUAGAUAAACCAAAACAAAAUGUCAAUUCAUUUUCAGGUUUGACCUAUGCCUUUUUGCCCAUGAAUCACCUCUUGUUUAUGUUUACAACCUAUUUAAAAUGUGUUUGUGAUGCCCUUUGACACUUUCUGUUUAGAAUAAUUUGAAAUGCCAUCCUAACCUGACUGACAUUUCUUCAUAAAAUGGCCACACUUGUUUAAUUUGGCAUUUAGCUAAGCAGAAUGAAGUGCUCUCAUGCGGCUUGGUGUCAAAGUUGUACUCGCUCUUUAUUAGGGUUUUAUGUUUCUCCCAAAGUUGAAUAAUGAACAGUUGUUUUAACUUUUGUAUUCAAACGUCUGCCUCCUCACAUGCUAACUGAAUUGCCUUCGACCACUAUUGUCAGUCCACAUCUAUACAAGACAAUGAGCUUCUGCUUCCAGUCCUUUUGUAUUCAGGAUAUCGAGACAUUGUAAGCACAUGGCUGGCUGCAUUUGUGUGUCCUGAAUUAAUUUAGAAGUUUGAUUGUAUGACUUUAACACAUUUCUGUAGCCUUUCCGCUGCCGUGUGGAUUCUCGCUUCUUAUGCCGACAAAGAUAAGGAACAUGUUUAUCAGACCCCUGGCUUCAAUAAAACCAAGAAUCCAAA